UUUUUGCCAAAAGUGCGAGUGCAACACGAGCGACAUACCUUUAUUCAUUCUUCCUAUUUUUGUUGAAUUUUCAUUUCGAAAGUUUUAUAAUUUCGUUAAUAUUCGCAAUUAUUAAAAACAUUUUAGAAUUAAAUAAUAAAGUGAUGCAAAUAUUAACUUCUACCAAUAGAUAAAAAGUGUAAAAAUUGCAAAGACAAAACUCAAAAAAGUGAAAAGUAACCGCCUUUGCCGAUUCCACGCCAUUCGUUCGUUAUAGCAAACGAACGACUCGUCAUUUGUGGAUUUUUGAGUUUUUGUUCUUCUGUUUACGGCUUAUUCGCCGCUCGCCAUUUACGCAGUGUCAAAGACUAUCGGAAUUUUUUUUAUUUGUCGGCUUGUUUCUGAACAAAUUGCUUUAUUAUCAACGGGUUUUACUCCAGGAUUAAUUAAUCAGAUUAUUUCCGCACUGACAGUUGCCGCCUAUACAAAGCUGAAUUGAUUUGUGCUGACCAGAGCGGAGGAGCCACAUACCAAAAUGUCGCGCAAAUCGCUAAAUGUACGCGUCACCACCAUGGACGCCGAGCUGGAGUUUGCCAUACAACACACGACCACCGGCAAGCAGCUCUUCGAUCAGGUCGUCAAAACGAUCGGCCUGCGCGAGGUCUGGUUCUUUGGCCUGCAGUACACCGAUUCAAAGGGUGAUUCCACAUGGAUCAAACUUUACAAAAAGCCAGAGUCGCCAGCCAUAAAAACCAUAAAGUACUUGAAACGCGUCAAGAAAUAUGUGGAUAAGAAAACAGCCGAUGGCCAUCAGAACAGCAAUGAUGUUAGCGACGAAGACGACGAUGCCGAUGAUAUGACUGGAUCAAUGCCAUUCUCCACUUGGGUUUUGAACCAAGACGUAAAGAAGGAGAAUCCUCUGCAGUUCAGAUUCCGCGCCAAAUUCUACCCGGAAGACGUCGCCGAGGAGCUCAUUCAGGACAUUACGCUGCGCUUGUUCUAUUUGCAAGUGAAGAAUGCCAUACUAUCCGACGAAAUCUACUGUCCCCCAGAAACGUCCGUGUUGCUCGCUUCGUAUGCCGUUCAAGCGCGCCACGGCGACUACAACAAGAGCAUGCACACAGCCGGCUUUUUGGCUAACGACCGCCUGUUGCCGCAACGUGUCAUCGACCAACACAAAAUGUCCAAGGACGAAUGGGAGCAGUCAAUUAUGAACUGGUGGAAGGAGCAUCGCGGCAUGUUGCGCGAGGAUGCCAUGAUGGAGUACUUGAAGAUCGCACAGGAUCUUGAGAUGUAUGGCGUGAACUACUUUGAAAUCCGCAAUAAAAAGGGUACCGACCUGUGGUUGGGCGUGGACGCGCUCGGUCUGAACAUCUAUGAGCAGGACGACAAGCUGACGCCGAAAAUCGGGUUUCCUUGGUCGGAAAUCCGUAACAUUUCAUUUUCGGAUAAGAAGUUUAUUAUCAAGCCAAUCGAUAAAAAAGCGCCCGAUUUUGUCUUCUUUGCGCCGCGUGUACGCAUCAACAAACGAAUCCUGGCCUUGUGCAUGGGCAACCACGAGUUGUACAUGAGACGUCGCAAGCCCGACACAAUUGAUGUGCAGCAGAUGAAGGCGCAAGCACGCGAGGAAAAGAAUGCCAAGCAGCAAGAACGUGAGAAACUGCAGUUAGCACUAGCGGCUCGCGAACGUGCUGAGAAGAAGCAGCAAGAGUAUGAGGAUCGCUUGAAGCAGAUGCAAGAGGAAAUGGAGCGCUCUCAGAAAGACCUGCUGGAAGCGCAGGAGAUGAUUCGCCGUCUCGAGGAACAAUUGCGUCAACUGCAGGCAGCCAAGGACGAGUUGGAGCUGCGCCAGAAAGAACUGCAAGCUAUGUUGCAACGUCUUGAGGAGGCAAAGAAUAUGGAAGCAGCUGAGAAAGCCAAGCUGGAGGAGGAGAUCAUGACCAAACAAAUGGAAGUACAACGCAUUCAGGACGAGGUGAACGCCAAGGACGAAGAGACUAAACGUCUGCAAGACGAAGUGGAGGAAGCUAGACGCAAGCAGGCGGAAGCUGCUGCAGCGCUUUUGGCCGCGUCAACCACACCUCAACAUCAUCAUGUAGCCGAAGAUGAAAAUGAGAAUGAAGAGGAACUGACGAAUGGUGACGGUGGUGGUGAUGUGUCACGCGAUCUGGAUACGGAUGAACAUAUCAAGGAUCCCAUCGAGGACAGACGCACACUGGCCGAGCGCAACGAGCGCCUGCAUGAUCAAUUGAAGGCUCUGAAACAAGACUUGGCACAAUCACGCGACGAAACGAAAGAAACGCAAAACGACAAGAUCCAUCGGGAGAACGUGCGUCAAGGUCGCGACAAGUACAAGACAUUGCGCGAAAUUCGUAAGGGCAACACAAAGCGUCGCGUGGAUCAAUUUGAAAAUAUGUAAAUUGGAGAGUGGCAGCUUGGUGCGCACUGGCCGAGGAUGACUGGUAUUACUAUGACGCCAGUCCUUUGUAUAGAACAACAAGAUCAACAGCAGCGGCUAUUUCAACAAUAAAACAACAACAUUUACCAGCAAACAAUCAACCAACUAACAAAAAACACACCUCCGCUCGAUCGGCGAACUUCAAGUCGAUCGUUAUUUAAAUGCAAGAAUUACUAUUUACGAAUUAAGAAUUGAAAUUUGAUACACUUUUGAUAAGAUAAAGUCUUCGAUGUCGCAAAGUAGAUAAAACCCUAAAGAAAAACAUAAAAGAAAAAUCAUAAACGCUUACAAAUCAAAUUCGUAGAAACAAUCAAAUGCAUUUUCUUUUCUUUUUGAAUAUAAAGUAAAUCUAAUGACAAAUGACAAACGUAAGAAA
Molecule: messenger RNA, 2813 nt
Organism: Bactrocera latifrons
Lineage: Eukaryota; Metazoa; Arthropoda; Insecta; Diptera; Tephritidae
Gene: Moe
Product: moesin/ezrin/radixin homolog 1
Exons: 9
Coding region: 515-2398 (627 amino acids)
Biological process (GO): regulation of organelle assembly; positive regulation of early endosome to late endosome transport; positive regulation of protein localization to early endosome
Cellular component (GO): apical part of cell; filopodium; adherens junction
Molecular function (GO): cell adhesion molecule binding; actin binding
Source: RefSeq, a predicted model, not a curated record